AAAUGGAGGGAUAAGGUUUUAACUACAAUAAUGGGGGGGUUUAAGGUUAGGAACAUAGCACCUUAGUCUAAAAAGUGGAUUUUACUUUCAGAUUGAUUUGUUAAAUCGAGUUGACGACCCAAACACUCAUUGGAAAGAGAAUAGAAGGUCUUGAACAAAGUUCACGAUCAGCAACAUUCGGAAGAGAUAUUUCUCAAGUACUCAAGUUGGUACGUUAUUCCUCAAGUUGGUACGGUAACAGUCAAGUUGGUACGGUAAUUCUCAAGUUGGUACGGUAAUUCUCAAGUUGGUACGUUAAUUCUCAAGUUGGUACGGUAACACUCAAGUUGGUACGGUAAUUCUCAAGUUGGUACGGUAAUUCUCAAGUUGGUACGGUAAUUCUCAAGCUCUUACGGUAAUUCUCAAGUUGGUUAGUGAGAUAAUCUAAAAAUUGUAAAAAUGGCAGAUCGAUUUUGGAAAUCCAUGCCUGCGGCGCUAAAGAGGCCUACGCUCGAUGAGUUGUACAGACGCUUGAGGGACCUGGACUACACCCAAGUGGACGAGAGGAUGGCAGUGCUGUUGAACGCCAUCCUGCAAUUAGAGGAGCAAGGUGAGUGCAGGGAGUCCGCAACCGAAGCUGUCGUGAUGGUCGGCUACACCACAGAAGGCAUAUCCAAUCAAGAACAAACCAGGUGGCUAUCCUGGAAUGUGGAUGGAGGGGUGAGAGGGUUCGACUUGGCGAGGAAUCCUGGCUUAAGCAACAACACUGAGUACGGCGCGGGAGAAUUCCCAUUGCCGACCAGACCAUCAGCAAGAUCCGCGAGCCAGUCCACAAGCAAGCCACCUUCAAUCACGAGAGCCCAGCAAACGGAAAAGACGUAUCCUGACCUCAGCAACUUGAAGAGGGCGCAGAGGGAGAAUAAUAAAGCGAAUCUUGAACGGGAGAGCGCGAAGCUCGAGAGAAAUCAAGCGAAUCUGGAGAGGGACCAGGCGAUCCUUGAGAGGGACCAGGCGCGUCGUGACCUUGAUAUGUUGAGAGCAGAAUACCAGCAAGAACAGAGGGUGCGAGAGAACGCGGCGAAUUGUGAGCAGUUGAAGUCGGAACUUGAAAGGAUCCAGCGGAGACAACGAGAGCUCGACAGGCAAAAGGAAGAGGAAACCAGGACGAUGUCGCGUAUGGAGGUGGAUGAGGCUCACAGAUCGAAGGGACGAUUCAACUUAGACCGCGCGGCUCAAAAACACAUAAACGAGGGACUGGAAGUAUGGAUACCAACCGAAUCAGCGUCCUCCCUGCGCUGUUUGGAGACGCAACCGAUACGCUCAUUGAUGGACGUGGUGGGUGCAGUUCACCUGAUUGUAGGGGACAGCCUGGUACGGGUGCUGACCCGAAUCCAGUCGCACUGGCAGACUGGAGUCUUGAGUUUCUCUGGAGCCGCAAUGCCGCAGAUGUUGGCAUCACUUGAGAUGCUAGGGAUGGCAAGAAUGUACACAGUGACUCUAAUGUUGGGGACGAAUGACGUGUCCAGAGGGGAAUCGAGGAAAGUCAUGAGGCUACAUGAUAAAGUGAGCUGCAUCCUGGAGGAGCUGCGGAUUCAGAUGGAUCCCGCCAUACUCACAGUUUGCACCACCCCUUACAACAUGAAGGCCGACCAACACGCGAUAGAAAUGAACGAGAAAGUGCGGAACCUGAACGAGAUAAUUAGGCAGAUACAUCAAAGGAGUGUCCUUCCCGUCAGAUUGCUGGACGUAGCCGACCAGAUGGAGCGAUCCUUCCCGGAGGAUGCGUCCUCAGACGGAAUCCAUUUCGACAGACCUAGGGGUGUGGAGUGGUUGAAUGACGUUUUCCAGAGGCACAUAAGUGAGUUGGAGGCAGAUCUGCUUGAGACGGCCCAAUUCACAUUCGGUCCACCCCCAAAUCCCCCUUUCCUUGCCACAAGACCCCUGUCCAGUCGCCUGGGAGCGAGAGUCGACUCAAGAGACAGCUCGAGGAGCAGCUGGACUAGAUUACCGGGUUCCACGCCAAUGGGAGCCGAGGAAGCGGAGUCAUCAACGCCCCAAAGUUCAGUGGUGUCCUCAGUGGUAGUGGUAGACAACAAGAGAGUGGAGAGACCAGCGGAGGCAAGCCGAGCGCGAUAUCUGGAGAAAGUAAAGGAAUUGGACCUGGAGGAUCUGGAGUGCAGACAGGAGUUGGCGGAAGUCCUGGGGCUCAAGCACAUGUCACACGAGGAUUUGAGUCGACGCAAUCAGCACGAUAAUCCCAACAACGAGGCAUCAGGAGCUUCAAGUUUGCCACGACGAGUAGAUGAAGAGAGUCCAGUUAAUUCGACGAUAGAAAUGUCUGAUUGCAAUUCACAAAAUCAUGUCUCGCAUGUCUAGUCAAUCAGUUUAUUUUUUGGUGCUAAUUUCACUAUUUUUUCUUAUAAUUUGUUGUUUUAAAGUUGAUUCAAUGCCUUCUUCGUUCCUCGACCGUUAUUUGACUACUAGUUUUAUGGGUCAUUUUGGUGAGUUUACCUGAAGUACAGAAAAGGGUUGUAAGAAAGAAAAAAGGCAAAAAUGCCCUACAUUUGCUAAAAAGUAUUCAAGACAUGCUGGUUUCAUUGCGCAAAAAAACUAAUCGAAUUAAAGUGGAUGAACCAAAAUAAUCAUUCCUGUGGUUUAAUAAUUUUUUGAGGUUUUCGAAGUGACUU
Molecule: messenger RNA, 2666 nt
Organism: Symsagittifera roscoffensis
Lineage: Eukaryota; Metazoa; Xenacoelomorpha; Acoela; Convolutidae
Exons: 2
Coding region: 439-2355 (638 amino acids)
Source: RefSeq, a predicted model, not a curated record